Molecule: messenger RNA, 681 nt
Organism: Macadamia integrifolia
Lineage: Eukaryota; Viridiplantae; Streptophyta; Magnoliopsida; Proteales; Proteaceae
Product: putative invertase inhibitor
Exons: 1
Coding region: 70-615 (181 amino acids)
Molecular function (GO): enzyme inhibitor activity
Source: RefSeq, a predicted model, not a curated record
UAGAGAGACCUUCACAAUAUAAACAACAACCCAUUUGAGUUUCAGAUAUAGAACAGAGUUGAAUCAAACAUGAGACAAUCCUUGUCUUUCUUCUCGUCCCCUGUAUUCUUCUUUCUGGUCAUUCUAUUUCUAGGCAAGGUUGAUGCUGAUAUCGUCAAUGAAACAUGUCAAAAAGCUUCUCAGGGGGACAAGGGCACCCUCCAAUAUGACUUCUGUGUUGAGGCUCUUAGACAAGAUCCCAAGAGCCACAAUGCAGAUCUCCCAGAGCUAGGGAUCAUCUCAGCAAAUUUAGUCAAAGACAACGCGACAAAAAUUGGUUCACUCAUUGAGGAGCUCUUGAAUGAUAGAAAAUCUGAUCCAAAUCUUAAGGGUUGCUUGCAGGAUUGUAAGUUGCAUUACUCUGUGGUGGAGCGUAAUGCAAAAACUGCAAUUGAAUCCUUCGAAUCUAAGAAUUACAAGGAAGCUAAUACUGCAGUGGGUGCCGCGUUGACCGACGCUUGGACUUGUGAAGAGGCGUUUCAAGAGAGUGGCCUGAAAUCGCUUUUGAUAGCAGAGUAUAAUUCUUUCCACCAGUUAGGUCUAAUUGCGCUGGAUAUUAGCUAUAUGUUGUUAUGACUGUUACUAUGGAUGUGGUUCUUAUAAGUAAUACUAGAUAAUCCAAAAUUGUCAUUAUUUCUUUCA